CUCCCUCGUAUCGAGGCAAUCAACCAGUGACAUUCAUGAACUGACUCUGCCCUGUUGACCGACCAAUCCAACCAUCAUCCUCUUAGCACCGGAUGCCUCGGUAAGAAUAGCAUCGGAGCCUACGUAGUAUGCUUCUUUAGUCACAAACACCGUGACCUCACCUGGCCCAUGAUUUCUUCAGAAACUUUGACCUCAUUCUCUCUAGGCCGUCACACUCAAUCUCUCAACACCUGUCCUCUCGAAACCUUUCCCUUCCGGCCCAGGCCCUUGGCCAUGCUCUUGGCCAUGCCAUACGGCUAAUUCUUAGGGCCGAGGGCUCUGCUCUGCCCGCCCCCUCACCUCUCAGUGCCUCCAUCGCUAUUCCAAGCAUACCAGUGGUGUUUAACUACCCUCAACCAGGUCUUUACUGAAAGCCCUUCUCUCUUAUGCAUAGCCUCGAUUCAAGGAGUCGACUACUUGGUUUUCCAAAGGUGCUCAACUUCUCUUCUGUUGACCGGCCGCAUCUGAUCUGAGCACAUCAUGGCUGGUUCCAUUUCAACCACCAAAGCCCUCGCUGCUCCUGCGACCGUAGCAGCUCUCGCCUACCUUAACGCACGAUGGCGUCUUCCCGUCGACUUCAAUCUCCUGUCGAGCCUCAUCCGCGCCCGCCUCGAGUUUGCCCGACGCGAAAAGGCCGACCGAGUAAACUCUUUCUACCUGAUCGAAGCACAUGCCAAUAACCCAAAGGUCAAGGACAAAGUCUUUAUCAUUUAUCAGGGCCGUAAAUGGACUUUUAAACAAGCCUACGACUCAGUCUUGCGUUAUGCUGGCUAUCUACAUUCCCAGCAUUCCGUCAAGCCUGGCGAGAUCAUCGCCCUGAACUUCAUGAACAGUCCCCAAUUCCUCUUCAUGGUCAUGGCUGUGUGGUCUCUGGGUGCUUUACCGGCCUUCAUUAAUUACAACCUGGUCGGACCUGCUUUUAUCCACAGUGUCCGUGUUUCAACUGCUAGACUUCUCAUCCUCGACCCUGAAGUCGCAGCAAGAGUCCUCACCGACGAAGCCACCUCAACGCUCAAAGCCCCAAACUUCCGCAAUAAUGCCUUUCCCAUGGAACUUGCCGUCUUGAACCCCGGCCUCCAGUCUUCCCUUGAUUACUACCCCCCUUACCGUGCACCCGACUCGGCACGCUCAGGCGCUAUCGCUCGUUCACCUGCCGUCUUGAUUUUCACCUCCGGAACCACUGGUCUCCCAAAAGCCGCCAUUGUUCCAUGGGAUCGCACCGUUGUCGGUUCUACCCUGAUUUCAAGGUGGAUGAGCCUGCGACCGGUCACUCAUUCCAACCCCGACCGCUACUACACAUCCAUGCCUCUCUACCACUCGUCGGCUUUUCAACUAGGCUUCCACUGCUGCCUGAGCAUCCCCACCACUCUCGUCCUCGGUCGAAAAUUCUCCGUUAGCAAUUUCUGGUCCGAAGUCGCCGACGCCGACGCUACUGUCAUUCAAUACGUUGGAGAGACUCUCAGGUAUCUUCUUGCCGCACCGCCCCAGCCCAACGACCGUACGAAACAUAACUUGCGCAUGGCCUUUGGGAAUGGUCUGAGGCCGGACGUCUGGGAUCGGUUCCGCGACCGCUUUGGCGUAGCAACCAUCGCCGAAUUUUAUGGAGCCACCGAGGCUGUUGCGGCGAGUUGGAACUUAUCCAACAACACCUUCGCCUCCGGUGCGAUUGGUUCCGUUGGUCUUCUCGGCAACCUUGUCGCUCUCAAGGCCCAAGCCGUUGUCGAAGUGGAUUGGGAAGCCGAAGCUCCAAAACGUGAUCACAAGACGGGAUACUGUAUUAAGGUCCCCCGUGGCGAACCAGGCGAACUGCUCUACGUAGUUGACCCUGCCGAUAUUGGGGCAAAAUACCAAGGCUAUUUUGGUAACGAAAAGGCCAGCACAUCUAAGAUCCUUCGCAAUGUCUUCAAGAAAGGCGACGCCUGGUAUCGAUCUGGCGAUGUUGUUCGCUUCGACAGCAACGGCUCCCUCUGGUUCUCGGACCGUAUCGGCGACACGUUCCGCUGGCGCAGCGAGAAUGUUUCCACGGCAGAAGUGGCACAAGUGCUGGGCCUUCAUUCCGCCAUUCUAGAAGCCAACGUCUACGGCGUCCAGAUUCCCAACCACGAUGGCCGUGCCGGCUGUGCUGCCGUGCUCCUCCGUGACGUUUCAAGCUCUGACAGCCCAGUACCUCCCUCGGUCCUAGAGGCUAUUGCCACCUAUGCGCGCAAUUCAUUGCCCAAAUAUGCCGUCCCCGUCUUUCUCCGUAUCGUGACUGAAGUCAUGGCCACGGGGAACAAUAAACAGCAAAAGCACGUACUGAGAACCGAGGGCGUUGAUCCGGCCAAGGUUGGAGGAGGUGACCGCAUCUUCUGGCUGCGUCCUGGUUCGGAUCGAUAUGAGCGAUUUGGGGAUGAGGCGUGGCAGGGGAUCAAGAAUGGCACAGUGAAGCUGUGAUGAGGUGGUUCUAUGCCGAGGGUGGAGAUGCUACAUCAGACUAGCAUUUUCAGGCGGUGUUGGAACAAUAGUAUAUACACAAUCAUGAGAUUUGAUUCCUCAAUUUAAGGGGCCUUCGGAAAGAGACACGACGUUGCGUUGGGCAACACCUGUAUCCUUGUUACUCAGCAGAGACUUGAUCAUGCAGUGGAGAGAGCCAUGAUGCAUGUGUGGCUAUGUACAAGUAUUGGUAUUUCCCUGCCUGUAUGGCCUG
Molecule: messenger RNA, 2725 nt
Organism: Exophiala mesophila
Lineage: Eukaryota; Fungi; Ascomycota; Eurotiomycetes; Chaetothyriales; Herpotrichiellaceae
Exons: 2
Coding region: 520-2472 (650 amino acids)
Molecular function (GO): long-chain fatty acid transmembrane transporter activity; long-chain fatty acid-CoA ligase activity
Source: RefSeq, a predicted model, not a curated record